ACGGCUCGGGCGCACAUAGCAUCUGCAACUCGCGCUUUGGCAGCUGUCAUUGCCUCGCGCAGAGGAUAGGGUGGUGUUUAACGUGGCAGAAAAAAAGCAUUUGGAUAUAAUUCCAAAAAGAUGGCCGGGGGGGCGGGCUCCAUGCGCAUCCUGAUCAAGGGGGGUAAGGUGGUGAACGAUGACUUCACGCAGGAGGCCGACGUCUACAUCGAGAACGGCGUCAUCCAGCAGGUGGGCAAGGAGCUGAUGAUCCCAGGCGGGGCCAAGGUGAUCGACGCCACGGGCAAGCUGGUGCUGCCAGGGGGCAUCGACUCCAGCGUGCACCUGCAGCAGAGCUUCAUGAAUGCCGCCAUCCAGGACGACUUCUACAGCGGCACCAAGGCUGCGCUACUGGGUGGCACCACUAUGGUGAUAGCCCACGUGUUGCCUGAGAAGGACUCGUCUCUGGUGGAUGCGUAUGAGACGUGCCGCUCGCUAGCCGACUCCAAAGCCUGCUGUGACUACGCCCUGCACAUGGGCAUCACCUGGUGGGGAGUCAAGGUGCGUAAUGAGAUGGAGUCUCUGGUUCGGGAGCGCGGGGUCAACUCCUUCCAGAUGUUUAUGGCCUACAAGGACACACUCAUGCUGAGGGACAGCGAGCUCUUCCAGGCCCUGCAGACCUGCAAGGACAUUGGAGCCGUGCCGCGCAUCCACGCGGAGAACGGAGAACUGGUGGUCGAGGGAGCAAAGGAGGCACUGGAUUUGGGAAUCAGUGGACCAGAAGGAAUUGAGAUUAGCCGCCCAGAGGAGCUGGAGGCAGAGGCCACACACCGAGCCAUCACCAUUGCCAACAGAGCCCACUGCCCUGUUUACCUGGUGAACGUGGCCAGUAUGACGGCUGGAGAUGUGAUUGCAGCUGCUAAGAUGCAGGGUAAGGUGGUCCAUGCGGAGACCACGGUGGCCCACUCGGUGCUGAACGGCAUGCAUUACUACCACCAGGACUGGGCCCACGCUGCGGCCCACGUCAUGGCACCGCCCCUCCGGCUCGACCCAAACACCCCCAACUACCUCAUGAGCCUGCUGGGAAAUGACACUGUGAACGUGGUGGUGUCAGACCACCGUCCCUUCAGCACCAAGCAGAAGGCGAUGGGCCGUGAUGACUUCACCAAGAUCCCCCAUGGCGUUGCGGGGGUGCAGGACCGCAUGAGCGUCAUCUGGGAGAGAGGCGUUGUGGGAGGCAAGAUGGAUGAGAACCGCUUUGUUGCUGUGACGAGCUCCAACGCUGCUAAGAUCUACAACCUCUACCCCCGCAAGGGACGCAUCAUCCCAGGGGCUGACGCUGAUGUGGUCGUGUGGGACUCUGAUGCCGCAAGGACCAUUUCUGUGAGCACUCAGGCUCAAGGUGGAGACUUCAACCUGUAUGAAAACAUGCGUUGCCACGGUGUUCCCCUGGUAACCAUCAGCCAUGGGCGUGUUGUGUGUGAGAACGGAGCCUUCAUGUGCGCCGAGGGAUCUGGAAAAUUCUAUCCCAUGCGGACCUUCCCAGACUUCCUCUACAAGAAGAUGGUGCAGAGGGAAAAGUGUCAGACUCUGAAGGGGGUGGACAGGGCCCCCUACUCUGGAGAUGUUGCCAUGGUGGCUAACUCCAGCAAAAAGGAAGUGUGUCUCCCGGACGGUGAGCCCCCUGCCCGGGCCGUCGCCAGACAUGUUGGGGUGCGGGACCUGCACGAGUCCAGCUUCAGCCUGUCAGGCGCUCAGGCAGACGACCAUGUCCCGAAAAGGUCCUCUGCCAGAAUCCUGGCCCCACCUGGUGGCCGGUCCAGUGGCAUCUGGUAACCAUGGA
Clupea harengus (Atlantic herring) is the source of this 1822-nucleotide messenger RNA. Its product is annotated as dihydropyrimidinase-related protein 5. Gene Ontology annotation, molecular function: hydrolase activity, acting on carbon-nitrogen (but not peptide) bonds, in cyclic amides. The record is from RefSeq and is a predicted model, not a curated record. Lineage: Eukaryota; Metazoa; Chordata; Actinopteri; Clupeiformes; Clupeidae. Gene Ontology annotation, cellular component: cytoplasm; cytosol.